This is a messenger RNA of Tachysurus fulvidraco (yellow catfish), 2088 nucleotides long. It is a transcript of the gene nptnb, whose product is annotated as neuroplastin b. NCBI's taxonomy places the organism in Eukaryota, Metazoa, Chordata, Actinopteri, Siluriformes, Bagridae. Bases 317 to 1516 code for a protein of 399 amino acids. The record is from RefSeq and is a predicted model, not a curated record. The transcript has 9 exons.
CACACACACACACACACACACACACACACACACACACACACACACACACACGCACUGACAGACUGACAUCCGAAAGCUUUUCCUUCCACUGCAAUGCCGUGAGUGACUCGAUCUCAAAUGGCUCGCUAUCCGCUUCCAUGCGCAUCUUCCAUCAGGAGCCGCAUCGCUUGAAUCCGGCGCUUAUUUGGCUAAUCGACGUUGGACCGGGUGUUUUUGGCCCUCAUCUACGGUCGCAUUUGCGCAUCCUCAUCCUCAUCGGUGCCCUAUAAGAUCCGCUCACUUCAUCCUCGACCCCUAAAAGAUUAUUUGCACAGAAAUGUGUCCGUGUGCGACGAUGCUGGCGACCGCUGUGUUUCUCGGAAAUGUGAUGCUACAAUAUGUGUCGUCUCAAAACGCUGGGUUUGUGAAGUCGCCCAUGUCUGAGACAAAGCUCACGGGAGACACCUUUGAGCUGUACUGUGACGUGGUUGGUAACCCCACACCGGAGAUCCAGUGGUGGUACGCUGAGAUAAACCGCGCCGACUCCUUCAAGCAGCUGUGGGACGGCGCCCGGAAGCGGCGUGUCUCCAUCGCCAACAUCUACGGCACCAACGGCGUGAGCGUGCUGGGUGUCACACGCCUCACGCUCGAGGAUUCCGGAACCUACGAAUGCCGGGCCAGUAACGACCCGCGCCGCAACGACCUGCGCCAAAACCCUGCCAUCACCUGGAUCCGAGCUCAGGCCACCAUUUCCGUGUUGCAGAAGCCAAAGAUCAAUGCUUCUGAUCAGGAAGUUUUGCCGCCUAAAAAGCCACAGGAAAACAAUCCCCCUGUUACCUUACAGUGUAACUUAACCACCGCUCACACUGCGCACCGGGAAAGCUUCUGGAUGAAGAAUGGUGAAGAAAUCCCAAAUUCGAGAAAAGGACUGAAAAACACAGAGCUUACACUCCACAAACCGAGAGCGGAAGAUUCCGGAGAGUAUAUGUGCGUCUACAGUUUUGACAAAGCCCCAAAUGCCAACGCAACCAUCGAAGUCAAAGCGGCUCCUGAAAUCGUCGGUCACAAGCGAAGCGAGAAUAAAAAAGAAGGAGAAAGCGCUCUCUUGUACUGCAAAUCUGUGGGAUACCCACAUCCCAUCUGGACAUGGCAGAAAAAAGUCAGCCAGGGAUCAUACGUAGACAUUGACAACAGUACCGGACGCUUCUUCGUUCUGAACAAAGACAAUUACACAGAACUGAAUGUUAUAAAUCUUGACAUUAGUACAGACCCUGGCGAGUAUGUCUGCAGUGCCUCGAACGUCAUUGGGUCUAAAGAAUCCAUUUCAAUUCUGCGGGUGCGUAGUCACCUGGCUCCACUCUGGCCUUUACUCGGUGUGUUGGCAGAAAUCCUCAUCCUGGUGGUCAUCAUUGUGGUUUACGAGAAGCGCAAGAAGCCAGACGAUGUCCAAGAUGAUGAUGAACCAGCUGGAUCCAUGAAAACCAAUUCAACUAACAACCACAAAGACAAAAACCUGAGACAACGCAACACCAACUGAGCAAAUAAUAAUACUGACUGCACAUCUUGACCGUAUGAAGGUAUCCAAGGAGAGCAGAAGUUCCUGGCUAUUUCUAAUAAAGCGUAUCCUGCCUCACCUGGCCAACGAAUCAGCAACAGCAUAUCACUGGCAGAAAAGUACAAUAAGGACUGUCUUAAAGCAUGCCUUAUUCAGUCUAAUGGUAUGUGAGUAUGUGUGAGCACAAUUGAUCCAACUCAUUCAAAAGGUGUGCAUAUUCCUUUUACUCUUCUGUGCUGUUCUCUUUUUUUCCUUCCUUUUAUCAUGUCAUCCUUCUGAGGCGAAUCCUUUUGCAUACUUGCAUAUCGUGUCGAAUGCAUGCAGUAACAUAACCUAAUAACAUGCCAUUUUUUUCUAUUGAUAUCCUUUUGUGUGGUGUUGCUUCAGAGGAUUACCCUAACUCUCUGUGUGUGUGUGUGUGCGGGUGUGCGCGCACGCGUGUGUAUGCGUGUUUUUUUUUAAGAAAUUCAAAGUGAGAAAAGAAAAAAAAAAGUCAGCUCCACUCAUUGAGUUCUUUGUACAGUUCAUCAUCAGCUCAUAAAAAUUAAACAAAG